This is a messenger RNA of Oppia nitens, 2209 nucleotides long. RefSeq names its product fibulin-1-like. The transcript is spliced from 4 exons. Gene Ontology annotation, molecular function: calcium ion binding. NCBI's taxonomy places the organism in Eukaryota, Metazoa, Arthropoda, Arachnida, Sarcoptiformes, Oppiidae. The record is from RefSeq and is a predicted model, not a curated record. Bases 240 to 2189 code for a protein of 649 amino acids.
AUAUAUUUGUCAUAUAAGUGACAAUUAAAAGUUUUAUUAGGAUUUCAGUAGAAAAAUAGUUGAAUAUCGCUAGUUAUCGUCAAUUUAAAUUAAAUUACACCUCAUUAUAACAUUAAUUGUUUGUUGUCUUGUUUUAUAUUUCUCAAUAUCUCUGUCAUACAAAUUAAUGUCUGUAUGUGUCUGACUGAGACAUCACAUCAACUUUAAUGAUAAUCUCUUAAUCGGUGUCCAAAUUAAUAAUGACAAUCAAUUACAUUAUAUUAUUUUGUCUUGCUCUAAUACUGCCUCAAUGUCUAGUCGGUGUCCAGCAAGUGAUACAAUCGGGUCCAACAGACGUGGUUUCUGUAUUUCGUAAUACUAAUUGCCGCUACCGAACCUGUCGGUUGAGUUCAUCUCCCUGUCCUGCAUCAGCUCAAUGCCGUUCAACUGCUCCGGUUGUCGUCCAAAGGCAUGUGGAUGUUGUGCCCCAAGUGGUUCAACAGCACGUGGAUGUUAUACCACAACAAGUGGUUCAACAACACGUUGAUGUUAUACCUCAAGUGGUCCAACAGCACGUGGAUGUGAUUCACGUGCCGCGUCAGACAAAACGCAUUACGGCAUGUCCUCAGGGACACUACUUGUCACCCGACGGCACACAUUGCAAACAUAUUGACUGUGAUGUCGGCUUUACAUUCAGCGAUGAAUACUUGAAAUGUGUUGACAUUAAUGAAUGCGAGCGACACGUGUGUCUUCACGACGAGUCCUGUAUCAACACUCACGGCUCAUACAUUUGUCGCAAAAUCUGCACCCAAUCUGGUUAUCGACUCAAUGUUCUGACCAAUUCAUGUGAAGACAUUAAUGAAUGUAUUGAAGGCACUCAUCUUUGCGGACCUCAACAAACAUGUCUUAAUAGACCCGGAGGUCAUGAAUGUCAAUGCCCUCCAGGGUAUCGGCUGAAUGGUCCAGUCUGUGAGGAUAUCGAUGAGUGUCUUCAUUCACAUGUCUGUCCCGCUGAGACUUCAUAUUGUCGUAAUAUUCCGGGCAGUUAUGCCUGUAUUUGUAAGGGUGGCUUUGAACACGACGGCACCGGUAAGACAUGUGUGGAUGUCAACGAAUGUCUCAUUGGUAACGGUGGCUGUUCUCAUGUAUGCAUCAAUAAAUUUGGUUCACAUGAGUGCUCGUGUCCUACCGGUUACGAGUUAUCACCCGAUGGCCGAACAUGUCUGGACAUUAACGAAUGCGCCAAAUAUGGGUCAACCCACUUAUGUACACCUGAGACAUCUACGUGUGUCAAUACUCCCGGCUCUUAUUACUGCGACUGUAAACUUGGCUUCCGUGACGACGGCAGCCGCAAGAACUGUCUGGAUAUCGACGAGUGCUCUGAACACACAUACCUUUGCCAACAAAAAUGUGUCAAUACGUUUGGCUCAUAUAAGUGUCUUUGCAAUCGCGGCUACCGUUUGGUCGGUGACCACCGAUGCGAGGAUGUAGAUGAGUGUCAUGAAGGCGACUACAUUAACACUGUGGCCUAUAGUCGCUUCAAAACAGAGGUUGGAGUACCAAAGUUAUGUCAGGGACAUUGCGAAAACAGUUUGGGAUCAUACCAUUGUACGUGUCCUCACGGAUAUAAAUUGAUUCAUGACCACCACUGUGUCGAUAUUGAUGAAUGUCGUGAACAUAACUACUGUCGCGGACACAACCAGACCUGUGUGAACAUUGGCGGUAGCUUUAGAUGUAUUCAUACGGACUGUCCGCCAGGAUAUCAUAGAGACGGAGCUCAAUGCAAAAUAACUCAAAGACUGAUAUACGCUGAAAUCUGUGACGACCCACACAUCAAGUGUAAUGUCAACCAAAUUAUAUGCUAUUCAUACGCUUACAUACCGUUCCGAUCAAAAUUUUUGCUGAAAUCAGAGACCGGUUCCCAUGAAUUUUUUACAUUUAUUGUACCAAUAGAGUCGCCAAUAAUUGCUGAAUUUGGUCUCCGAUUAAUAUCGGUAAAGUCGCCACAUCUUCAUGUGAAGCCCGCAACUCGUGAGGACUUUUUCCUCAAACGAACCAAAGAUAAUGAGGUGAAGAUAGUUAUGUUAAAUCCAUUGGAGGGCCCGCAAGACAUUGAACUGGAAAUUGAGGCCAAAAUGUAUAAAAAUGGUCUACAAAUUGGCCGAAAUUUGGCAACUGUUAUGGUAUUCAUAUCUGAAUAUGAAUAUUAAUUCUCAGUUUAUUGUUUUAU